CUUUUAAUUUUAAUUAAAACAUUUAUUAAAAAUAAUAAAUUCCCUGAAUCUAGACUCUUUUUCUCCAAUAACAACCAGACUGUAUUAAUUAGUGAGGGAAAAGGUUCACUGUCCCGUCCACGAAAGCCCUGUUUUCUGUUUCCUGACUUGACUGUUUUUAAACUGACUUUCAUUGUAGAAGCCCGUGAUCAGAGCGCGCAUGAGCAGUGGACGCGAACACCUGAAACUAAGACCUGCCGCUAUCAGUGGCGCACGGAUGUUGCCCCUCUGAUCUGACCGACGCAAUCCCCGGAUUAGCUCUUAACCCGACGGAUUUGUCGCACAGACGCACCUGAUUCACUCGUCAGAGCUGACACGCUGCUCAUUCAUCAUUGAUCAUCUUCAGGGAGGUUUUUCUGGAAAAUGAUCGUUUUUUGAAGGAAGUAAUCAAUAGUUGUGCUCGUGGAGAACUGCAUUACGCGCACCUUUGGAUGCGUUUUGUCCAGCUGAGCGCAUCGAAGCCAUGGGGAUUUUACGCAGAAUUCCAACAUCCUGGCGUGUUUGGAGAAAUGUUUCCCGGAAUUCAAUUUUUUCACCAAUUCCCCGAGGUCCAAUCAUGAGUGACAUUCAGGCUUCCGGUGGAGACCUCGCCUUUAAUCCCUCGCUGAUCACGGCGCUCAGAUGGAUUGCGUCCUGUCCGUCAGCCGGGUCACAUCAGGGACUCGUCGGCUGAAUUUCACCGCCAUGCUGAGCUAGAAUCAUUUGGGCAUCGUAAGCGACCUCCUCCGUCUGUGCCAACAUGAGAAGAGCUGUGCUCAAAGAAGCCGCCAAGAGGUUCCCCUGGCUGGCCAACGUCACCUUGUACGGCUGCCUGUUCGCCGGCGGGGACCUCGCCCACCAGCUCAUCGCUCAGAGGGAGCACAUAGACUGGAAACAUACGCGUAACGUCGCCAUAGUAGCGAUCAGUUUCCAGGGGAACUUUAAUUAUUUCUGGCUGCGCGCGCUAGAGAGACGCUUUCCCGGGAAGUCCGCAGGGAUGGUUUUCCGCAAACUUCUGCUGGACCAAAGCUUUGCAUCGCCUUUGGCCACCAGUGUCUUCUACACAGGGGUGAGCUUUUUGGAGGGGAAGGAGGACAUGUUUGAGGACUGGAGGGAGAAGUUCUUCAACACCUGGCGGACUGGACUCAUGUACUGGCCCUUCAUGCAGUUCCUGAACUUCGCCCUGAUGCCGCUCCACCUGCGGACGGCCUUCAUGGGCUGCUGCGCCUUCCUCUGGGCCGCCUUCCUGUGCUUCUCCAGGCAGAACGGCGACGGCACCGCCACCGUGGCGCUGGCCUUCAUCAUGGACCCCAGGAAAACUCUGGAGGAGAUGCGGGAGGCUCGGCUGGCUCGGAAGAGGAAGCAGAUCCAGAGGGAGAACUGAUGGGAGGAAGAGGAGGAAGACGCGGCUUCUGCUGCUCCUUCGGCUCUUGAGAAGAAGGAAGCGAACCAGCAUCUCUGAGCUGAAAGACUAAAGACUCGGUGAAGGCUUUCUCUGUCUGUCACACGCACAAAACCGAGCCCAGAUCCCGACAUGAGCAGGAAAACCUCUCAGGUGAGUGACUCAGUAACUUGACUAAAGACAGAAGUCAGCUGAACGAAUCUAAAAAGCUGUGAGAAAGAUCUCGAAAAAGAAAACGUCCUUUUGACCGUCAGCCGGUCUGAGAAGCCUGAAAUGACGAAAAAGGGUUUGAAUGACGCAGAAAACGAAUAAUUUUUGUUUUUUUCCAUGGAAUUGGUGUUCAGUCGGUUCCUCCUACAGUUUCUGCAGAACUCUGACAGGAUUUUGGAAGGUUGAUGAUGAAGCGUUUGAACAUUAGGUCCAGCUCUGCCUGGAGGUCCCAGAGCUCAGCUUCUCCUGCUACGUCUUUAAUCAAGACAUUUAAAUAGAUAAAAAACAGAGUCCACGCGUCUGAUGAAAGGACAGGCGUGCAAAGAUGGAACAUGAAAUUAGAAACCUGAGCGGGCUCUGACUGUCGUCUGCUGCAGGUCAAAAACCCGAAAUGACAGAGGACGCACUGAGGGCUCUCAGCUUUCCCAAAAGGCUCGGAGGCUCUAGAGGCUCAGUAAUCCGUGUUACACCCGCCGUGCCUUUUCUCAGCCAGAAGGAUUCUGCAGAACAGGUUUCUGGUUUGUGUGAAGCUCAGUUUGGACCUGAGACUGAAAGAACUUUCUCCUGAAGAGGAUCUGAGGAUGGAAAAGCUGUGGAGGUCUCACAUCAUAAGGUUGAGAUUUCUCUGAAAAAAAUCUCUUUCUUUUAUCGUACAAACUUGCUACGUAUGUUUAUCUCAUUUCUGACGGGACGCAGUGACAGAUGACCACGUCAUUUAGCUCUGCACCUCAUCAUCAUCAUCAUGAAGUGUUUUUUGUUAGAAAUGAGAGAAAACUCCCAGAUGAGACUGAAGGAAGCAGCAGGGAGCUGCAGUCACACAGGUGGAAGCGCUGAGUUUUGGUUCCUGUGGUUGAUAAACCUCCAUCAGUGUCAUUGUAGUGAACUACCUCACCUCCCCCCGCUGUCCCACACGGAUCAGGGACCUCUCAGAGCUCCUCCUCUGUCAUCGCCCUGCUUCCUGAAAGGGUCGUUUCCCAGAACAUCCUAAUCCCGUCCUCCUACUUGAACCCGAGACCUUACGGUUGCGUAACUCAUUUCUCACCUGAGACCUGCGCUGCUCUGUGGGCCUUUGGGCAGCAGACAGGUCGGUGCUUCGGGACUCUGCAGAGCAGCAGGAGGCCUUUGGGCGUGAGAGGAUAAACGUUAGCUGGACAUCGGUCCAGCAGAGCGGUCUUGCAGCUCUGUCCCGCUCCGCUCCGUGAAGUGGAUUAUGACACGGCCACGCUAGAAUGGGAUUUAAAGAGGAAACUGUGUCACGGUAAGCUACAGAGGUGCUGAACCUGAUCCACCUGCAGAGUGGGAGUAAUGAUAAACGGAGUAGGGGAACGCGUGUGGAAAACCCAGCUGAUCACCGUUAGUUACCGGCUCCGAUUUCCAACUGUCCAACCGGAAGAUGAUGACAAACAAAAAACUGGAGGAAACAUUGAAGUUUUUUUUUUUUUACGUGAAAUCACACAAAUGUCUUUAAAGUUCGGUCGAAGAGGUUAAAACACUGAGAGGUGGGACGUGACGGUUCAGGCAGGGAACUUCAGAAGACUUUUGUGUUUCGUGUUGGAGUCUGAAAGUUCGCAGAGCUCUUUGUUAAUUUUACUGAUCAAAGAUUUCCAGGACUGAUGAAGACUCUGGAUGAAGCUGCUCAAAUCUCAAAACCUUUUUCAUUGGUGGAUCUAAAGAAAAACAAAAGAUCCAGGAUGGAGCCGCAGGAUCUGCUUUUACUUUGUAACUGACUGAGAAGUUAUGAAAAGUGUUGGUUUGUUUCAGAGGCUUUGAAGUUUUUAUUCUUGACAAAAUAAAGAGCCAUCUGAUAUUUCUUUCCUCUUUCCGAUGAUCCUUUCUCCUUCAUGAAAUCAUUCUUGAAGGUAUUUUCUGUCUGUCAGAUCUCUGAACGGAUUCUAUUUAUGACUGUCAAAAUAAAAGAAUUUACUGUCAUAAAUCUUCUGUCCAUUUUCUAAACCGGAUGCUGGAGCCUAUCCGAUGCUGGACAGUUCUCCAGACCGUCACAAAAAGUAACACAACAGCACAUACUUAAGGUGCACACACACCGGCUGUGUACACUUUCACUGAAAAGUCGAUAUGGAAACUUGCGUAGACCAGAAUCUUUUGCGUCCAGAACUCUCAUGAUAGCGUGUUGCUUCAUGUUUUUAAGUCUGAUAAAGGCUCUACAUACAAACAGCCGUUCAUUGCUGCACCUGCCUUCGCAGCAGGUUUGUACUUGUGUGUUACACAUGUGUGUUACACUUGUGUGUUACACCUGUGCAUUACACCUGUGCAUUACACAUGUGCGUUACACAUGUGCGUUACACAUGUGUGUUA
Molecule: messenger RNA, 3943 nt
Organism: Oryzias latipes (Japanese medaka)
Lineage: Eukaryota; Metazoa; Chordata; Actinopteri; Beloniformes; Adrianichthyidae
Gene: mpv17l
Product: MPV17 mitochondrial membrane protein like
Biological process (GO): mitochondrial ribosome assembly
Cellular component (GO): membrane; mitochondrion; cytoplasm
Source: RefSeq, a predicted model, not a curated record